Penicillium paradoxum is the source of this 2310-nucleotide messenger RNA. RefSeq names its product PHD finger domain protein. The transcript has 3 exons. The record is from RefSeq and is a predicted model, not a curated record. Lineage: Eukaryota; Fungi; Ascomycota; Eurotiomycetes; Eurotiales; Aspergillaceae. The coding region runs from base 1 to 2310 and encodes 769 amino acids.
AUGAGUUGGGAUCGCCCCGUUCACAGUCUGGUUCGGUGCUUUGUGAACCUGUCAUGUAUGCUAUGCUAUGGGAAUACCGUGCUCAUGGAUUCAUUUAUGUUCAGUUUCAGCUAUCCCAACGGCGAACCUCAAACUCCCACGAGGACCCCGAAUACCUUCGGUGACUCGUUUCAGACCCCCAAGCUCGAAUCUAGCUUUUUCGACCCCCGGGUAACCUGGGACACCUCCGAUCCAUAUGCUUCGAGCCCGGAGCUCCUCCGCACACCGCAGAAAUUUGGUCUAGGCUCGUCGAAUGCGGCGAAAGGCCAAAAUGGAGAGACGGGCGACUACAGGGGGAGGGUAUCAGAUGAGACGGAUACGGCCAGACGGAUCCGUCCAAUGAAGCCUCUUCCGAGUGUGAGCGAGGAUUACCCCCGGACAGUGGGCUCGGCCAAGUCAGCAGCCUCGAUGCAAACGCCGCCGCCGACAAGUGCAUCGAGACGGAAAAUCCCCGAGUUUGGCCAGACCGAUGGAUAUACACAGGACGCAACACCGGGGAUGGGGGGCCAUUUGGAAACCCCCAGUCGUCUUCUUGGAGAAUCCCCCCGAAUGUUUGGCAACUUUCAAUCGUCGCCCGAUUUGUUCCAGCUGGCUUCAUUGGACCCCACGGGCUCACCUUUCUUCCCACAGCAACGACUCUUCUGGGAUCAUGAUCUAGAAAACACAGCCAGUGAAAUCCCUUUACCGAACAACAGGAGCAGUUUCAAUACCCGUCAGACCUCCGUCGCUACAAUUGCACACCAUAUCCCCCAAUUACCUACCAUUGAUGGUACAAUUGAUCUUCCUGAUUUUGGCAAUGGCUUUGGGAUCUCAGCAGCACCGCCAACUGACGCUGCCUUCUUUCCUGCGCCAUUCUCGACAUCUCCCCGGCUCCCAGUCACUAAAACGGAGGAUCCGGCCUUGUUUCUUAGCUCCCCUGCGAGACGAUUUGGUGGACUUCAGCUUACACCACAGACACGGUCUCUUCGUGGCCUGAGACAGCCCUAUCACCACCAGGCGGAGGAAUCAAGGCGCGAAGAACUUCUGCGUGCACAGGCAUCAGAUGGACAACGACGUGAUCCUUUCGCUGCCUUCCCGAGCGACAGCGAAGAGGAAGAUGACGACUUCACACCGAGGGGCGUACGACCAGGUUUGACCCGUAGUCUAACACAUCAUGGUCUAUCUAGCUCAUCCCGGCCGUUCAGUCAAGCCGGUGGUAUGAUGGCAUCAACAAGUGGGAUCCGAAAAAGCCCCUCUAAAGGGCGUUCGUCUCCCGCGAAACCCAUGCGUCCUGCUCCACUGACGCGGGCCAACUCUACUGCCACCGGGUCUUUGACCCGGUCAUCAUCUGUAGUGCUUCGAAUUGGUCGAGAUGGCCGUGCAAAAGCUGAAAUGGAGCCAGUCAACGAGGCACCCACAGGAUUGACCGAUCCCCUCACCGGUCUAGAUCUAGAUGGCUCUACAACCGAAAGCGAGGCAGAUCCAGCUGAGUUCUCUGAAUAUCCCGUGCUACAUCGCGCUCAGUCGUCCUUUCCCUUCUAUGAUGGCCCAAGGCCUGCACUUUCCCGGAGUGACUCGGGCUCUCGACCUCCCUCGAAGGGUUCAUAUACUUCCACCGUCGGCUCGUCCCACUCCGAGCGGAUGUCACCCUGGACUGGCUCUUCUAAGGGUAGCGGACGAGCAACGUAUCGAGGAUCCCCGGAUAUCAAACGGACACCUAAACGACAUUCGUCCCUGUUGCAUUCGGACUCGACCUACACCCAGAGUAGUGUAGCAUCGGAUUUCUUGCCCGGAGAGGAGGAGGACAGUGGCGAUGCUCAAUCCGCUCUCCGACAGGUCCUCAAAGAACGUGGCCGGGGUCCCCGACCCUCCACAAAUGGAUUCGGCAACCGGCUCUCUCGGUCCCACACCUUUGCUCAUCUCCGCUCAUCGCCACCUCGCCUUGGCAGUGAUUUUGACCUUCAUGCCCGACAUAAUGCUUCUCCGACGACUUUGACUGACCCCGAUCUUGCAACCCCCAGCACGGACCGUCAUAGCAAUCCCAGCAAUGGUACACGAUGUGUCUGCCGCUCAAUGGAUAACGGUGGCCAUCUUAUGAUUCAAUGCGAAUCUUGUACGCAUUGGUUACACACUAGAUGUGUUGGGCUGGAGCGCGCAAAUUUGCCCUCUGUCUAUGUUUGUGUCUUCUGUGCCCCAACACCAUCACGGCAGAACCGCACACGAACCUCCUAUGUCCCUACGACGCAAGCCCCUCCCUCUCCUUUGGCCCAUAAGUCAUUCCGCUUCCGGUAA